UCACUGAGAGGCAGGACUGGAUCUGUAGAGCUCAGACAUCUUCACACAGAACAGAGCGAGGGAGUGCACUGAGGAGGAAACCUUUCCGUCUCUCUUUCCCUUCUUUGUUUCAUGCUGUGAACUCGAGCAGGGAAAUGAGUCAAUGAGAACAGCAGCCACUGAGACAGAGACAUGGACAAACAGAAAGUUUCUUUCAGAAAGACACGGCCAAAAACAAGCUUCCUCUCCACCUUCUACAUUGACGUCACUGCCGCUCAUCUAUUAAGUGCUGGCCAAGCUGAUCUGGGACCUGCCGUCCUUCCUGUCUGCUCUGGACUCAGAGAAACUGAGUUACGCCGCUCAGACUCAAAAGAAAGACAUCUCAGAGCUGCUGUCUAAGCUGCACACAAAUGACACUCCAGUGGAAGACACUGAGUACAUGAUCAUGAGCUGUCCAUCAUCAUCAGACACUCCUGGAUCAGAGGGCGUCCAGGGUCCUGAGCUGCUCCUAAAUCACGACUUACCAUUGUGGUUGGCAAACUUGGGCCUUGUGGUGCCACCCGUUCCUCCAGGGGGUCCAGGAGGUGAUGAAGAUGAAGAUACCUACGAGGAGGCAGAACCUUACUUGCCCAACACAACCACAUCUAACACUGAUAACGCAGAGUCUGACAGUAGUCACUAUGAGUCAUACGGGGAGGAAGAUGAUGAUGAUGAGCCUGUGAAGGACCGAGCUCACUACAUCCACUGGAGCGCCUCCCAGCCCUGCCUACGCCCCGUCCCAGAGUCCCGCCUCUGUGGUUACCUGUGGAAGAGGAAAUGGCUCGGACAGUGGACCAAACAGCUGUUCAUCAUCCGGAGCGACGUGCUGCUGUGUUAUAAGUGUGCCCAGGACCUGCUGCCUCAGCUGGAGUUGAGUCUGCGUGGCUGUCAGCUGGUCUACAAGUCGAAGAACAGCGGGAAGAUCCAGCACCAGCUCAAGCUGCUGCUGCUGGGCUCAGAGAGCCUGGUGCUGGGCUACAGCAGCUUCCAGCAGGCCGCCGAGUGGAGGAAGGUGAUAGAGGACGUGAGUGUUGGAGGAGAAGGGGACACUCAGAGCUCCUUGUCUCUGAUCAGAUCAGACACGCUGCUGUCUGGCAGGUCCAGUCUAGUCCAGACUGACUCUGAGGAGGAGAGAGCUUCAGCUGUCUGUAGCCUCAACAAAGACAAAGGUUUCCUGAGCGUGCUGAUGAACUGUCAAUGGCAGAGUUUACGGUGUCGGGUGGAGACGGGUCUACUAAUCAUGUUUGGAGAGGAGGAGGAGGAGGAGGAGGAAGAGGAGCAGAGGGAGGAGGUGAAGAGGUCACCUCAGUACACCGUCCAGCUCAGAGGCUGUGAGGUCAGAGCGGGCCCUGACACCGACCACUCCUACAGGAUCACACUGAGCAUGCUCGGUGACCAGGUGGCCGUGCUGGAGGUGAGUAGCUCAGGUGAAAAGGAGUGCUGGUUAAAGCUGCUGCAGGACGGAGCUUCCAAAACUCAGGAGAACACAGAUAAAGCUCUAAGUGGGCUGCAGACUCAAAGGUUUCCCAACUCCAACACAUACAUGGACGACCCCUUCCAUCUGAGUGGAACAUAUCAAGACCAGCCCAUCUAUUCCAACACCUCCAUACUGGAUCACAUGAUUCACAGCUCUCAGGAUUCAGUUCGCCCCUGCUCAGUGUCAUCUAAAGACUCUGUGACCUACAGCAACACCACAUUCAGCAGCCACAACAGGAAGUCGUUGGAAUUGGAGCGAGGUGUGCAGAAGCUGGAGCUGACUGGGAAGAGGACGGUGCAGCUGAGGGCGGGGUCAGAGAUCAACCUGACGUCUGCCGGGAAACAAAACAAACGCACCUCAUUUAGACAGUCGCUGGCCAUCUGCAGUGAGCGCGCUCAGGCGGGAUUUCUGAACCCUCUGCUGCGGCGCACGGCCUCCGCUAAAAACUCUCUGAGACGAGCUCCUUCAUCGCUGUUCAUCGAACAUGGGAACGUUUUCCAGAAGAGGAAGGAAUGGGAAACCAAAGCUGCUGCUUGACACCGACUAUGUAUCCAUCAUCAUCAUCCUCAUCAUCAUCCUCAUCAUUAUCAUCCUCAUCAUCAUCCUCAUCAUGAAAUCUACAAGCUACAGUUCUCGCAACCUAGGAACCACAAACAACAACUUAUUAUUUCUAACUGAAUAUCUUUGAACUGCUUGAGUCCUAAAGCUUAACAUACAGUCUAACAUGACACUGUUCUGGCCUUUCUCCAUUACAUGAAGAUAUUCCAGUCGCUGUUGUGUGGUGAACUUUAAAAAAGCAAUCUGCGUCAACAGAAAAUCCACAUACAAAAGAAACAGAUGAAUCUGUGAGGAACAUGAGCAGGUUAGCACAAAUUAGUAAAUUAUUUUCUUUAAAAAGACUUGAAAACCGUUGACUUUAAUUAAAUGUAUUAUGUCAAGAGAAUUUACAUAUUUGUAUUAGGUUAGUUGAAAGCAAUAAUAUUAAGUUUAAAUAAAAAGAUUAGGUUCAAUUUAAUAUUAUUGCUUUCAACUAACCUAAUACAGUUAUGUGAAAGUCAACUUUUCAUAUUUUCUGUGUACUUUAUUGCAAUAUGUUGUAUUAGUACAGAGGAAUAACCUUGUAUCAGCAAACCGUACAAGUCAAGAUAAUUCAAGCUAGUGCGUAAAGAAUAACUUUGUAUGUGCUUGGGCUUGUGCCUCCAUCAGGGUCAUCAUUAAACACAUCACACAACCAAAUGUGUGCACAUGCUGGCAAAGACACUCAGGUCAAGAACAAUUACAGUUAAAUGUACAAAUUGAUUGUGAAAAGUUCAACCAGCUCAACAUUACAAACUUUUACAGACUGUCUGCACCAACACUAUGUGUUAAUAAACGUCUGAUCAUGCAGACACCUGAUUGCGUUUGGACAGAACAAUAUGGAUGGAAGUGGUAGUUUUAUUUGACUGAACACACACGUGAAGCACUCACAUCACACUUUCUGUAUUCAUUUAAACCACUAAUCUAAAUUAAUUUAAUUUCCAAUUAAAGGCUUUUAUAUCUUAAUUAACAGUAUUUCAUUUUUGUCUACUUCCUGCUGUUCUUUGGAGCAGCUUCUUCAGCUGGAGUGUGUUUUGUACUGUGUGGUGAAGUCUGUCAAAUUGUGAUGUAAAUCUUCUGUGAGUGUAAAACAUCUUCUCUGUUCAGUUACAUUUGUGAAUAUCAGGUCGCUCAUUUGUUUGAAUUGUUUUUGAUCUUUCAUUCCACGUGAACUCUCUGAUGUCAUUGUGAGUUAUAAUCAGUGGUGGACCAUGUAUUCAGAUCUUGCAGUAAAAGUAACACACUGAAAUGAUUUCACUACAAGUCCAAGUCUUGAAUGUAAAAUGUUAUGUUAGUGAAAGUAUGUAAAUAUCUCAGCAAAGUAUACUUUAAGUAUAAUUCUACAACGUUUCCAGACAGCGUUUUACUGUUAUAAAUGAUAUGAUAUGAUACAAGUAGAACAUUGAGGUUUUGCUCAUUUCAUCUCCCUUGUUCUACUACAGCAAUGCAUAUAUUCUAUAACGUCAUCAUGUUGUAGCUUUGUUGCUGUCCUGUGUGUUUUUCCCAGAACAAAAACCUGUUUUCAGCUUUUUAACAAAGCAUUUCCAAAUGAGCCAAGACCAUUUCUAAAUACUUUAUUAAGCUAGGACCAUUUUCUCAACACAUAUGGGAUCACUUGCUCUUCAGUUUAUCAGAAACAUUUCAAUAACACUGCUAGAGAUACAUGAUUUUUAAAGGACAGAGCAGGUACGUACAAAUUGUACUUAAGUACAGUACUUCAGGAAAUGUACCCACCCACCACUGGCUAUAAUUGAAACUUACAUUUGUUCUGAUCUGCACAAUAUUAUUGCAAACACAUGACUAUGAACUAUUGAAGACUUAUGUUCAUUUCUAUGACUGUCACUUAUUUUUAUCUUUUUUUGUAUUUACUGGAUUUUUUAUAAUUUCAGGAGAACGUCGUUUUUGUUGUUAUUGGACUAAAAGAUUAUCUAUAAAAUGAUAUUGUAAUAUUAAAACUAAA
Messenger RNA from Gymnodraco acuticeps, 4031 nucleotides. RefSeq names its product actin filament-associated protein 1-like 2. Gene Ontology annotation, biological process: positive regulation of DNA-templated transcription; regulation of mitotic cell cycle; inflammatory response. NCBI's taxonomy places the organism in Eukaryota, Metazoa, Chordata, Actinopteri, Perciformes, Bathydraconidae. Gene Ontology annotation, cellular component: cytosol. The record is from RefSeq and is a predicted model, not a curated record. Gene Ontology annotation, molecular function: SH3 domain binding; SH2 domain binding. The transcript has 17 exons. The coding region runs from base 419 to 2032 and encodes 537 amino acids.